AUGGCAGCCGUGGCCGAGAACGGCAAUGCGGAUCCUCGGAAAUCGGCCUUGAUAUUUCUUGGAACUGGAUGUUCAAGUGCGGUACCGAACGCGUUGUGCUUGAUCCAGCCUUCCGAUCCCCCAUGUCCUGUCUGCUCCCAAUCUUUGAUCCUACCACCGGAGAAAAACCCUAAUUACAGGUGCAAUACAUCCCUCUUAAUUGACUAUUGCGCCAGUGAUGGAAAACAUAAAUAUAUUUUGAUAGAUGUUGGGAAGACGUUUAGGGAGCAAGUACUUCGAUGGUUCCCUUUUCAUAAAAUUCCUCAAGUAGAUUCUAUUAUAUUAACUCAUGAACAUGCUGAUGCUGUUCUUGGGUUGGAUGAUAUACGGGCAGUGCAACCUUUUAGUCCUACAAAUGACAUUGAUCCAACUCCCAUCUAUCUGAGCCAGCAUUCAAUGGAGAGUGUCGCAGUUAAAUUCCCUUACCUGGCUCAGAAAAAAUUGAAGGUAGGCCAGGAAAUUAGGCGUGUAGCACAGCUUGACUGGAAAAUUAUAGAGAAUGAUAACACAAAGCCAUUUGUGGCAUCUGGGCUACGCUUUGUUCCACUGCCGGUCAUGCAUGGUGAAGAUUAUGUCUGCCUAGGAUUCUUCUUUGGUGAAAGAUAUAAAGUAGCAUACUUGUCAGACAUUUCUCGCUUUCUUCCACCAACAGAAACAUUUAUUUCAAAGGAUGGUGACCAACAAUUGGAUCUUCUUAUUUUGGACACGCUUUAUAAGAAUGGGUCCCACAACACUCACUUCUGUUUCCCUCAGACACUUGAUGCUGUGAAGAGGAUAUGCCCAAAGAGAGCACUACUUAUUGGAAUGACCCAUGAGUUUGAUCACCACAAAGACAACGAAUUUCUCAAGGACUGGUCAGAAAGAGAAGGAAUACCCGUUCAGCUUGCACAGGACGGCCUGCGAGUCCCUGUAGAUCUUUGAUGAGUUGCUGUAGCACCCUUUUACAUAUUGUAAAAGUCCUUCAUGGCCAUAUCGUUUCUCCACUUAAAUCAAUCUGAAUGCUGAAAUGAAUUGUCGCCUGAAAAUCAGUCUGAGAUGUUAAAAAUGGUUAUUGCAGGUAUAAGAUGAGGUUGCCAUACUGAACCUAGACAUUAUUGCAGGUUCCACUCUGUUCAACAGUUUGAUAGAAAACUAACAUAUUUGAAUGGCUAGUGUUGGCUAAUAUUAUUAAUAGCUAGUCAAGGAGGAGAUUAUAAAUUCUUGGAAUCUUAUAUACAGACAGAACUGCUUCUGGUUACCUUCAGAUAUAGAGAGAGAGAUAUAUAUAUAUAUAUAUUAUAUGUAAGAUAAUACACUUAUAAUUGUAUCACUGGCCAACAUGAUCUCUCUCAUUGUUGUUUAUGCUAUUAUUGUCUUAUGUUUGUUGAACCAUUAGUGUUUGUGACAUACACAAAGAAAUAUGUAUUUGCCCUAACCUUGAUUGUUGGAAAUUGUGGUAGGGAUUAUAAUAUACUACAAACCAAAGCUUGUGUGAUUUUGGUUUUUAUU
Andrographis paniculata is the source of this 1527-nucleotide messenger RNA. Its product is annotated as putative hydrolase C777.06c. NCBI's taxonomy places the organism in Eukaryota, Viridiplantae, Streptophyta, Magnoliopsida, Lamiales, Acanthaceae. The coding region runs from base 1 to 960 and encodes 319 amino acids. The record is from RefSeq and is a predicted model, not a curated record. The transcript has 10 exons.